Drosophila navojoa is the source of this 1555-nucleotide messenger RNA. RefSeq lists its product as uncharacterized. Gene Ontology annotation, molecular function: GTPase activator activity. Lineage: Eukaryota; Metazoa; Arthropoda; Insecta; Diptera; Drosophilidae. The record is from RefSeq and is a predicted model, not a curated record. Gene Ontology annotation, biological process: intracellular signal transduction; positive regulation of GTPase activity; G protein-coupled receptor signaling pathway. Gene Ontology annotation, cellular component: neuron projection; cytoplasm; plasma membrane.
GCUUUAAUAGAUGGAAGCUCUGGUGCGAGAAAUGCAGGAUCAAGAGCAUGGUGUGCCAGUGCGUCAACAAAAGAUGUUUCUUACAUCUAUUCCAUAUGCUUUUAUGGGUUAUGAUUUGAUUGAGUGGCUAAUGGAUCAUUUACAAAUAGAGGAGUCGGAAGCAUUAAACAUUGCCAAUCAGCUGUGCCUACAUGGAUACUUUUUCCCUGUCAGUGAUUCCAAGUCUUUGACUGUUAAAGACGACUCAUCUCUUUAUCGCUUCCAAACUCCUUAUUAUUGGCCAUGGCAGCACAAAGCACCGGACAAUGUGGAGUAUGCUAUUUAUUUGGCAAAACGUUCGCUUCGUAAUAAGCAGCGCCAUGCAUUAGAAGAUUACGAAGCCGAAGCUUUCGCUUCACUUCAUAAAAACCUUAAAGGCAAGUGGGACUUUAUUGCAAUGCAGGCCGAGGAGCAAGUACGGCUUGCAAAGGAGCGUAAGAAAGGUGAUAAAAUUGUAGGCGACUCACAGGAACGUGCUUAUUGGCGUGUACAUCGUCCACCACCCGGUCAAUUUACUCCCCUUGAGCCGUGCCCUAUCCCAUCACGAGAUCGUCAAGGCCAGAAACCUAGCAAAAAAAAGACUGUCGAUGAUAUACAACGUGAAGUGGAAUUUCUGAGCAAAACCUUAAGUGGAACACGAAUGAAAAUGUCUCAAGCCUGUGAAUCUCUUGUUUGCUAUUCGGAGACAUUCAGCGAAUACGAUUUUUUUCUACAGCCUCCGCUUCCCUCUAAUCCUUGGGUUACUGAUGAUAUUACUUUUUGGCAGCUGAACAGUACUUUUGUCGACAUACCUACUGAAAAGCGUGUAAAGCGUUGGGCUAUUUCUAUAGAGGAACUGGUUUCUGAUCCCACAGGGUUGCAGGAGUUUACAAUAUUUUUAGAAAAAGAAUACUCUCACGAAAACAUACGUUUCUGGACUGCAGUAAAUCGUCUCCGUCGAACUGCUCACUCGCAAGUGGCUCGCACAGUUAACGAAAUAUUUGAAGAGUUUCUUAAACCUGGAGCGCCUUGUGAAAUUAAUAUCGAUGGAAAAACUAUGGAAAGUGUAUUACGUGGUCUUAAGAAUCCAUCGCGUUUCACCUUUGACUCCGCUUCAGAACAUAUUUACAUGCUUCUGUUGAAAAAAGAUUGUUAUCCCCGUUUUAUACGUUCCGAUCACUACAAACGACUUAUUGAUAGUGGUAUCCAGCCUUCGCAUAAAAAACGUUUCUUUAAUUUUGGUGCCGUAAGCGGAGCUAAGAAGAAAAUGACUGCCGCUCUUUCAAAUCAACCAAAUUUAGGCGACGUGAUUAAGAACACCACGACAGGCAGUACAGCUUGUGGUACUUGCACUGUUACAACUGCGCCUUCUGGUAAUCUAGCGCGACGACGUGGUAGCGAACGCAGUCUUACUGGCUCGGCACUUGAGCUAGCAGUCAUUGCUGAUAACAAGACGGCUAGUUCUAAGGUGCCGCACUCUCACUCACAAAAUAAUCUGUGUGAACUUCCAUACAGGUAAGCUACUGAUAACAACUGU